AUGCGCGCAUUCGACAACCUCUACGAAGAGCCCGCGUUCGAGGGCGAGACCACGGGCAAGGAGCAGUCUAUCGCUGCUGCCGUCGUCGGUGCCGCCGCGGUCGCGGUCGCGUCCACCGUCGCUGCGUUCCAGUACGGUGCUUCGCCCGCCUGGCUUUCUGCUGCGCUUGCAGGCAGCCAUUGA
Messenger RNA from Epithele typhae, 183 nucleotides. RefSeq lists its product as uncharacterized. The transcript has 2 exons. NCBI's taxonomy places the organism in Eukaryota, Fungi, Basidiomycota, Agaricomycetes, Polyporales, Epitheliaceae. The coding region runs from base 1 to 183 and encodes 60 amino acids. The record is from RefSeq and is a predicted model, not a curated record.